AUGUCGGCCGUGUCUUCAACUGCCCCAAACUCGCAACAGGGUCAAAGCACCCGUCAAUCCACCAGACAGACGCGCACAAAUCCAUCUCGGACGUCCAAAACGGUUGGUCGGUCUUCGUUUGGUUUGGGUCGUGGACAAGCUGCAGAAGUUCCCUCGACUACCCCUGUUCCGCAUGGCUUCUACCCUGCGCUUACACACUUCACGGACGCGAUUACUGCUUUACCACGCGAAUUCCGCAGACACAACUCGCUGCUGAAGGAGGUUGACGCCAAAGCGUGGGCGCUGGAAGAAAACCUACUUCAGCUCCUGCAGGUUGCUUCUGAGUCGCAACCUGUGCCGCACCCGGCCCACCCCGCUCCGAUUGUUGCAGGCGUCGUACGCGAGGAUGUCUUGCCCAAGGACUUCGCCCAGCCUCCAGAGUCGCCUGACAGUAAGAAUCGUCGGCUCCUCUUCGAUCGUGUACGGCAAAGUCUGACCGAUCUGAUGAUGACCGCCGACGAGAAAAACCAUGUGAUUUCGAAUGCGAACGAGGAAUUGGACCGCCAGGUCAUCCGCUUGGAUACCGUUUUCCCUUACAUCGCAGGCGAGAUCAGCGACGAGGCUCGCUUGGGCAGUCUUACGCACUGGGCAUACUCAAAUAAGAGCGCAGCGAAGGCUGCGACGAAUGAACGUCCACGUCGUGAAGCCGUGUCUCAGCGACAAGAUUUAUCACACGUACUCCACGAGGCAGAAGCUGCGAGUCGAAGCGAGGCACGGCGGGAAGCUGUUAGGGCUCGCGCUCGAAGACCGAAUGCCGAUGCCGAUUACGAGGAGGGUCGUGCGCCCCGCAAGACCAAUACAGGAAAAGUCCGUGGAGAAAAUGCGACGGGGGAGACUGCUGCGCCCAAGCGACGCAAGGUCGAACGGCCUGCGCCUACAGAGGGAAGUACGCCCAUGGAGCGCUCAGCCAGUAACGCCGGUGGGCAGCGUGGGGCCAAUAAAGAAGGGGGUGAAAAGAAGAGGUCUCGCGCUCCGAACCCGAACGCAGCUACGGCUCGCAAGAAGACCGCUGUUACCUCGAACGCCGGCUCACCUGUUUUGGCUCCCUCGCCUCUCAUCGGUACUUUCAGCAACCAGGCACGUAGUGCUGCUAGCCCAGGACCUAAUACCACACGCCCUCAAUCAUCGAGAGCCCAGCAGACGGGUACUCAGACAAACAGCUCUCGACAGCGACCAACUUCAUCUGCUUCCACUCGCGUUAAUCAAUCCAACUCCACCAAACCUACGGAGUCGCGAUCUACUGCUGCCCGUGAGCUAGUUAAAAAUGAACCUGCAACCAUCGAAUCACGAGCUUCCGAGAACGAGUCCGCAGCUCGGCCGAAUACCUCGGCCACUAGCAAACGCGAAGAGGAUCGGCCCACGGAGGUUAUCGAGUCGCAACCCACAAAGACGCCUUCGACCGCCACGGCGACAGCAGCAGCGACGACAACGACAACGACGACAACGACAACGACAGCAACCACAACAAACAAGGGCCGGAGUUCCAAGACCUCCACUCCUCUCCUUUCCACGAUUGCCGAGCCUACUUCAUCUCGCUCAAGACCCAGCCGAGGACAGGAUUCAGCGCCUAAGCGCACGGCCAAGAAACCUCCAGUGCAGCCCGUCAUUCCAUCUGACGACGAAUCCUUGCAGGAGGGAGAUGACGAAGACGAAGAACAAGAGCCAAGAUACUGCUACUGCAACGAGGUUAGCUUUGGCGAAAUGGUGGCCUGUGACAACGAUAAUUGUCCACGGGAGUGGUUCCACUUGUCAUGUGUUGGAAUGACCAAACCCCCUGGAAAGAAUGGUCAGUUCUCUCUCACCCAGAAAUUCUCUUCCUCGUGUUCUCUGCGCGAGACUUGCCCCUUCUCGAUGAUACAAAGACUAACGCUCCUCCAGUUAAAUGGUAUUGCACUGAGUGUAAAGAGAACAUGCGACGAAGCCGCAACGGGCGAUGAAUUCGGCUGUUCUCUUGUAGCUAGAGAGUUGCUAUAA
This is a messenger RNA of Penicillium diatomitis, 2013 nucleotides long. Its product is annotated as putative PHD finger domain protein (Ing1). The transcript has 4 exons. Gene Ontology annotation, cellular component: Rpd3L complex; nucleus; Rpd3L-Expanded complex. The coding region runs from base 1 to 2013 and encodes 670 amino acids. NCBI's taxonomy places the organism in Eukaryota, Fungi, Ascomycota, Eurotiomycetes, Eurotiales, Aspergillaceae. The record is from RefSeq and is a predicted model, not a curated record. Gene Ontology annotation, biological process: regulation of DNA-templated transcription.